Molecule: messenger RNA, 387 nt
Organism: Nematolebias whitei (Rio pearlfish)
Lineage: Eukaryota; Metazoa; Chordata; Actinopteri; Cyprinodontiformes; Rivulidae
Product: polypeptide N-acetylgalactosaminyltransferase 2-like
Exons: 4
Coding region: 1-387 (128 amino acids)
Cellular component (GO): Golgi apparatus
Source: RefSeq, a predicted model, not a curated record
AUGUUUGGUCAAAGCUUCAAGGAGCCGCAGACCAAGGACUUUGGCCACAUGUGGCCCAAGAGCCACAGGAACACAAGGAGAGCUGCAGAGGUGUGGAUGGACGAGUAUAAGAACUUCUACUACGCUGCUGUCCCCUCAGCGAGAAAUGUCCCUUAUGGAAAUAUUCAGAGUCGUUUGGAGAUGAAAAAGAAAUUAGGCUGUAAACCGUUCAAAUGGUACCUGGAGAACGUCUACCCUGAACUGAGGGUCCCAGACCACCAGGACAUCGCUUUUGGAGCCUUGCAGCAGGGCGGAAACUGCUUGGACACCCUGGGACAUUUUGCCGACGGGGUGGUGGGCGUCUACGAAUGUCACAACGCGGGAGGAAAUCAGGUACUGUUACCAUGA